AUGAUGACGGCAGAGCGGCCGCCGGCGCGCUCGCCAUCGCGUUGUGACCAAACGACAACGGGGCAUCGAAGCCUGCGAGCUCGGCCGGGGCGGCGGCGGCCUCCGCGACGCAGCAGCAGCCGUGUUGAUGCACUUCCACACUUCCAGACAUGGCUCCUACUCAUCGUGCUCAUCGCAUCCGUCAUGUCUCUAGCCCGGGCGUCGGACGUGCACCAUCGUUCGCCGGCGCAGCGGCAGCAGCGACACUUGCUGCACAAGCGUGAGGCCCAAGCUCGGACCACCCCGAUCGCCGCGACGACCGACGCGGGACCGGUCCCGACGACGACCCCGAACAUUGCACCUACCACAGCACCGGCCACGACAACCGCCGUCACUACUACACCUACGACGCAACCUGCCGCCACCACAAACGGUCAGUUGUGGUGUCUUUCCCAGAGGGGCCUAGCCAGGCCAAAAGUCUCGGACGCGCUCGCCGAAUGCGAGAUUAGCGGUCGGGGACCAGAAUGUUCAAGAGAGAGUGUCACUGAUGCAGUCAGAUAUCUAACCGCCCGACUGCUUCUGCUGCUGAUUCAGAUGAUGUGACGACAACAACAAAGAAAAAGAAGGCCCACUCGUCCGACACGACGACUGCGGCGGCCGUCGCGACGACGACGCCGACGACGACGACAACGACGCCCCUCUCAUUGGCGGUCGCCCCCUCGAAUACGACAGCGGCGGCGCCCCUCGUCGUUAUCACGGUGACGUCGAUCGUGACGAACCCCGACGGAUCGACGUCGAUAGCGGCGGUCGUCAACCCCGCCGCGACGGCGGACUCGGCGACGAGUCGCACCACGUCCGGUGGAUCGUCGGCGUCGCGGACGUACGCGAUCAUAGGGGGUGUGCUCGGCAGCGUCGUCGGAUUGCUGCUCCUGUUGAUCCUGCUGUAUAAGCUCGCGCAGCACCGCGGCUGGGGAGGCGACGGGCGCCUCGGUCGCUUCAUCAACGAACCGUUUGGGGCUGGACCGAACGGCAAGGAGAUCAAGUGGCCCGAAUUGCAGCCCGACGGCCAGACCGUGUCGACGGGCCUCGCGACUUUGAACCCGAUGGGGACGCGCAAGACCGGUGGCGCCGGGAUCAGCAUGGGCGAAAAGGAUGACGAGGACGAGUUUUUGGACAACGAGGAAGAAGAGCUUAGCGGUAACGGCUCGUGGGACGAGAUCAAGAUGCCCGACGGGUCGAUCGUGCGGCGGCCGAGCACCAAGUGCGGCGGCGUUGGCGGUGCUGCAAUCCAGCGGAGCGUGACGGGAAGCAUGAGCAGCCACUACACCGUCGGGGGCGCGAACGGACCAGGGAGUAGGACCAGUCACUGUCAGUCGUCCUAUCAAUCGCUGCAACUGGAUACGUCGCGUACUGAUGAAAGCCACAACCCCACCUUCACACACAGAUGACUCGUACCGGUCGCCGUCGCCGGCCAUGUCGUUCCACCGCCCGCAGUCGCCGCAGAUCCUCUACCCCGUCAAUCUCCACCGCGCCCCUUCGAACCCUCACCUCCACGGACCGUACGCGAUGCACCCGCCCCCGCCCGCGGUGCUCCAAUCUUACCCCUAUCCGCACCCGCACCCGCACGCCGCGCAAUCGGCCCUGCAGAGGUACCGGACCCUCGCCCUCGCUCCGGUGAACCACGGCCCACCGGCCGCUCCACCAUCGCAGCCGCGUCCUCGUUCGCUCAUGCAUCGACCGUCGAGCAUCAGUCUAUUCCCGCUCUCGACCUCACCGGCACCCCCGAGCCCGCUCCCGAGCCCUUCGCCGACGAGCGGGGGUUCGCACUCGUCGCACCAUUACCCCUCCUCGCCGCGCAUGGAACAAGGGUCCGUCCAUCCCGACCGGAGCAAUUCCAACUCGUCGAAUUCAUCGCAUGGAUCGUCUUCGUCUUCGUCGGCGGCGCGGCGCAAGCAACAGCAGCAACAGCAGCGGUAUCAGCAGCAGAAGGAGCCAGCGUUUUUGGGCCACGGGCAGGGGUUCUCGGCGGAUUUGUACGCGCCGCGGGAAGGGGUCCAGAGGCAGUUGAGCGUCAGGAAUGUCUGA
Molecule: messenger RNA, 2064 nt
Organism: Microbotryum saponariae
Lineage: Eukaryota; Fungi; Basidiomycota; Microbotryomycetes; Microbotryales; Microbotryaceae
Source: the annotation of a GenBank genome assembly